UUUAGCAAUGAAUAUAAUUUUCCUCCUCUUCCUCUUCUGAUUUCCCCUCCACUAAAAAUGCUCUUUGCCUGCCUUCCUUUCAUUCCUUUUUGUCAUCAAUUUUUAUGAUUUCCUUCUUCUCUGCAAAUCUCUCUCCAUUUUCCUUCAAAUUAGGGCUUUUCUUUUUCCUUUUUUGUAAAAAAAUCAUAAAUUUGAGUACUAGUUAACUCCAACAGAAACAGUUGUUCCUUAACAUCAGGGAACAAGAACUACUCUUGUUUAAAGAAAAAAGAUCAAAACUCCACUGCAAAAAUGGCAUCAUCAUCAUCAUCAUCAAGCUCAUACAACUCACCAUGCGCAGCCUGCAAAUUCCUUCGAAGAAAAUGCAUGCCAGGUUGCAUUUUCGCACCUUAUUUCCCACCCGAAGAACCCCAAAAAUUCGCCAACGUUCACAAAAUCUUCGGCGCCAGCAACGUCACCAAACUCCUCAACGAACUCCUCCCUCACCAGAGGGAAGACGCCGUCAACUCCUUAGCUUACGAGGCGGAGGCAAGAGUCAGGGACCCAGUUUACGGCUGCGUAGGGGCAAUUUCGUACUUACAACGCCAAGUUCAAAAGCUUCAAAAGGAGCUUGAUGCGGCCAACGCCGAUUUGCUUCGCUACGCUUGCCAUGAAAUCAAUUCAACCACCGUAGCAAUGCAGGGGAUCGGGGUGGUCCCUCCACCACCGCCGCCUCCGCCGCCUAGGCCGCCACACGAACAGUUUGGAAACUAUUAUCAUCAGCCGUCGUCGUCUGAUAUUAUGUUGCAACCGUCGUACCCGAUUAUUCCAUGGAAUGUCGACAUGAAUGUUGUUAAUCAAAGAGGAGGAGGUGAUAAUAAUAAUAAUCAAGGUAACAUGUGAUCAUCUUAUAGAGUUAUAGCUCCCCACCUAGCUAAGAAAGCUACCUAUUUUUGAGAAGGCAUAAUGAAUUAAGGUGAGAAUUCAUUAUUACUCAUCAUCAUAAUAUAUCUAUAUUAUUAUUAGCUAUUCUUUAGCUAGGUUAUAUAUUGCUCUCUUUAUUUGAACCACUACUUUUAGUUGGGGGUCAUUUGGAGUUUCUAAAAAAAAAAAAAUUAUGGGGUGCUACAUAUUUUUGGGGGCAUAUAUAUAUGUGAAAUAAUUCAAAUUUUGUAUUCCAUGGAUCAAUUUUGAUGUUUUAAUUGUAAUGCAAUAUAUAUGGAUAUAUCUUAAUUUGUUA
Messenger RNA from Spinacia oleracea (spinach), 1219 nucleotides. Its product is annotated as protein LATERAL ORGAN BOUNDARIES. The transcript is spliced from 2 exons. The coding region runs from base 292 to 882 and encodes 196 amino acids. The record is from RefSeq and is a predicted model, not a curated record. NCBI's taxonomy places the organism in Eukaryota, Viridiplantae, Streptophyta, Magnoliopsida, Caryophyllales, Amaranthaceae.